Molecule: messenger RNA, 3831 nt
Organism: Gastrolobium bilobum
Lineage: Eukaryota; Viridiplantae; Streptophyta; Magnoliopsida; Fabales; Fabaceae
Product: polyadenylation and cleavage factor homolog 4-like
Exons: 8
Coding region: 375-3425 (1016 amino acids)
Biological process (GO): termination of RNA polymerase II transcription
Cellular component (GO): cytoplasm; mRNA cleavage factor complex
Molecular function (GO): mRNA binding; RNA polymerase II complex binding
Source: RefSeq, a predicted model, not a curated record
UUUAUUCACACAUGUAAUCCCAAUCCCAAUCCCAAUCCAAGCCUUCUUAUAACGUCCAAGCCCCUUCUCUUCUACCUUUCGUACUCUCUCUUUCUCUCUUAUCUAUUUAUUUUUUUUAGUUUUUUUAGUUUUUUUUCCAUUCAUUCACGCGAAUUGGGAUUAGGGUUUAUCUCAAAUCUCAUUGUACAAUUUUGAAUCAGGGGUGUUAUUCUAAUUUAUUUCCCCCCCCUCCACUUUGGCAAUAAAAUAUACGUGAGAAGCAAUAAUCGGGGUGCUAUGUUCAUACUGUAAAUCUAGUCCCUCCAAGUUCGUCAUGCAAUUAAGAGUUUAUUAGGUUUAGGAUUAGGGUUUAAGAUUCGUUGUAUUUGAUUUGAAUGGACAUGGAGAGCACGCGUAGAUCGUUGGAUAGAUCGAGAGAACCGGGCGCCAAGAAGCUCCGAUUGAUCGACGAGCUCGACCGCGGUUCGAACCCCACUGCCCGACCUUUUCCUCAGCGACAACAACCGGGGUCUGGGGUGGUUACUACUACGGUGGCGUCUGCGAGGUUUCGAACAAACGACAGAAACUCCGAAAGCAGCGAUUUGGGUCGCGGUGGUGAGUACCAGCCGCAGCCACCGCCGCACCAGGAGCUUGUGAUUCAGUAUAGGACCGCGCUUGCUGAGCUCACUUUCAACUCGAAGCCGAUAAUUACCAACUUGACUAUAAUUGCUGGAGAGAACCAAUCUGCUGCCAAAGCAAUUGCUGGGACUGUUUGUGCUAACAUUCUAGAGGUUCCAAGUGAACAAAAGCUGCCCUCACUUUAUCUCUUAGACAGUAUUGUUAAGAAUAUUGGGCGGGAUUAUAUAAAAUACUUUGCUUCCAGACUACCUGAGGUAUUCUGCAAGGCAUACAGACAGGUUGAUCCUAAUGUCCAUUCAAGUAUGAGGCAUCUUUUUGGAACUUGGAAAGGAGUAUUUCCUCCUCAGACCCUUCAGAUGAUUGAGAGGGAGCUUGGCUUCACUCCUGCAGUCAAUGGUUCAGCUUCUGCUUCUGCUACACUUAGGAGUGAUUCGCAGUCACAACGCCCACCUCAUAGCAUCCAUGUGAAUCCCAAGUAUCUAGAAAGGCAGCGUCUUCAGCAGACCAGCAGGACUAAAGGAGUAGCUAAUGACAUGACUGGAGCUAUUUUAAACUCAAAUGAGGACUCAGAGAGGCCAGAAAGAGCUUUGAGUGCUGCACGACCAUGGUUGGAUCCUAGGGUUAACAUGCAGAAUAAUCAGCGCACUCAGAGAAAUGCAUUUAAUGAUUCUAUUCCAGAAAAGAGCAUUGGUGGAACCUAUGGAGGUGAUGUUGCGGAGACCACAUCUGGGCAAAGAAAUGGUUUCAGUCUCAAGCAUGGUUUUUCGAAUCAUGAAGCACCAAAGUCCAUGAAUUUGGAUGCACCUCGUCAGCCAACACAAAACUUAACUAACAUAAGGAGCAAUGUGAUGUCAAAUAACUGGAAAAAUUCUGAGGAAGAAGAGUUCACGUGGCGUGAGAUGAACUCUGGUUUGACUGAUCAUGGUGCAUCCAGUGUCUCUAACAACUUGAGCGCAGACCCAUGGAUGGCUGAUGAUGAGAAUUUGGAAGGUGAAGAUCACCUCCAGAUCACAGACCCUUUUGGGGCGAAGGCUGAUAGAGAAAUAUCCACUGUUAAGAAACAACUACCUGCAUUUGGGGGCCAUUCAUCAUUAACAUGGCAAUUGCAGAAGCAGCACUCAUUUGAUAAGUUGAAUCUGAAGCCAGGUCACCCUGAAGGAUUUGUGUCCACUCCUGAUGGCUUGCCAGGCAAUACUAAUUCUUCAACUGUCAGGAUGGGGAAUCGGUCUUUUAUGCCAAAUGCAACAAUAGGAAUGGUCAAAUUUAUGGGACAACAAUUUGACUCAGAGGGAGCCGAAUCGCCUUCUGGGCAGUCGCCUUUGCGACAACAGUCUCCAUCACUGCCAGUAACAAUGCAUCAGCAGCCUCAUUCAAUGGGAAAAUUUUCUGAGCAUGACCGUCCCCAAAUUCUUAAAACAUCUCAAUCUUUGGGAGGUAUGCAAAGCCAAUAUAUUAGAGAUCUCUCACCCACUCUUCCUCCCAAUGUUCAGGUUGGUAACUUGCGAAGAUCACAGGAAAAGGACUUGCCAGGUCCAUUAUCUUCUGUAACUUCUUUUCAGUCAGGGCUUCAGCAACAGCGGCUGGGCCCUUCUAAAACUGGAGUUACUAUUAAAACUAAGAAGCCACCCCAGUCUAAAGUUUCUUCAGCCAGAGAAACUUCAGAACAGUCAACAAGUAGUUUGUCAGCUGCAGAUGUGAAGAGUGGAAUCUUCCCCAAGAAAUCAAUUACCAGUAGUCUUCCUACUACAAGUAGUCUGGAUGCUAGGAAUCUUCCAUCUCAAUCAAGGAUUCGGCCUACUAAGUCAGGUGGACCUUCCCCUACGACAUUAAUUUCUUCAGGGUCUGCUGUUGCAUCACCAUCUUCAUUAGGUCCUUUAAAUGAUGAUUCAUCUACUCUGCCAAAAAUACCUCAAGGAAAGGCUGGACAACCACAAAGGACUUCUACUCCUGCUAAUGUGAGCAGUGCCUCGGCUCCAAGCUCAAAUGCCACCAAUAAUAAUACCUUAAAUCCAAUUGCAAAUCUUUUAAGCUCGUUAGUUGCAAAGGGUUUGAUAUCUGCAGAAACAGAGUCGGUGACUGUGGUACCAAGUGAGAUGCUGAUGCAAUCGGAAGACGAGACUGAAAGCAUUACCCCCAGCUGCUCUUUGCCAGUUGCGUCAGUUUCUGGUUCUGCAGCUGUCCCGGUACCAUCUUCAGGAGACAAGGUAGAUGAUGUUGGAAAAUCCUCUCUUGCCUUACUUCAAUCAACUAGCACAGAAGUCAGAAAUCUCAUUGGCUUUGAUUUCAAACCUGAUAUAAUCCGAGAAUUGCAUCCACCUGUAAUCAGGGGAUUAUUGGAUGAUCUCCCACAUCAUUGCACAAUUUGCGGUAUUAGGCUUAAAAAGCAAGAACAGUUCGAUAGACACUUGGAGUGGCAUGCCACAAGAGAAAGAGAACAAAAUGGUCUAAUUAGGGCAUCAAGAAGAUGGUAUGCUAAGUCAAAAGACUGGAUUGCUGGCAGGGCCGGAGAUCUGUCUGAGUUUGAGUUUACAGACUCUGUAGAUGUAUACGACGAGAAAACAGGCGGGAGUCAAUUGGAUACCAUGGUUCCAGCAGAUGAAAACCAGUGCUUGUGUGUAUUGUGUGGUGAGCUAUUUGAAGAUGUAUACUGUCAAGAAAGGGACGAGUGGAUGUUCAAAGGUGCUGUUUACCUGAACAACUCAGAUAGAAACAGUGAGAUUGAAAGUAGAAAUGUGGGUCCCAUCAUUCAUGCUAGAUGCUUAACAGAGAACUCAAUAUCCAGUGUCACGAAUACAGAACAUGAUUGAUGGUUUACCCCGAUAGCAUUGGAGCUAUGGUGUUAGUGUAGUCAAAAGCUUACUAAGGGUACCCGGGUUUACUUUGCAUCAUAAAUCUCGAUGGCCCUUUAAUACUUCAAUUCAUUGCCUCUAACUGGUCUCUAGAGCGCUCAAACAAAAUUUGUGCUCUUUUUUGUUUCUUUUUCUUGUACUCAUUGAAAAAAAAGGAAUUACUUGGUGUUCAAAAGAUAAAAAUGCGAGAUAGUUUUUUGCAGCUAAACUUUCUGGUUGACGUGGUUGUGUUGUAGCUUUAUUUUACUAUGGUGAAACGGAUUUGCGCACUUAACGCAUCUGGCAAUAAUACGAACCUAAGCACCGAGGCCAUGGAUUGGAUGAUGUUAUAUGUAUCGUUAAAAUAACGACAAUUUUGGUUUCC